UAGCCCUGCACUAUCGCCGUCUCCCUGGCUGACACGACACUAUAAAAACCCAGCUCCGGCGCCUAACCCUGGCCUCCUUCCCAUCCACCAGCACCAGCACCAGCAGCAGAGAGAGCUGAGCUCCACUGCACCCUCGUCUACUCCCACCACCGAGCAUGCGGGACCUGCAGGCCGGUACCGUCGUCGAGCACCUGGCCGGGGUGGCCGCCGCGGCCACGGCGCCGUCGUCGGCGUCGGCGGGGGGCGGCGUCCACACGGACACGUUCCUCAUCCUCGCGGCCGUGCUCUGCUUCCUGCUCUGCGUCGUGGGGCUCGCCUUCGUCGCGCGGUGCUCGCGGCUGUGCAACCCGUCGUCCUACUCCGUGGACGCCGACGACGCGGCGGCGGCAAUGCCGGCGGAAGCGGGGGCGGCGCCGCAGUGCAAGGGGAUCGAGAAGGACGCGCUGGAGAAGCUGCCGACCGUGCCGUUCGAGGCGGCCGGCCACGACGAUGUCGAUGAGCGGCCCGAGUGCGCCAUCUGCCUCGCGGAGUUCGCGCGCGGGGACGAGGUCCGCGUGCUCCCGCCGUGCGGCCACGCCUUCCACGCGGCCUGCGUCGACACCUGGCUCCUCUGCACCUCCACGUGCCCAUCCUGCCGCACCGCCCUCGUGGUGGCGCAGCAGCAGGCGCCGCCGGCGUCCGCGGAUGAUCUUCUGCAGUGCGGCUGCGCGUCGGCGCAGGCCUCGGCGGGGCCAGCGGAGUUCCCCGUCACCCUCGCCGCCGUCGUCGUCGUCGUCGAGCGCGGACCGUGCCGAACGUCGGUACCGUAGGCUGGCUUGCGUCCGUAUGGACGCCGACGUACGACACCUUGUACAUACAGUACUCGCCCGAAUUAUUACUACUACUGAAGUCGUACAGUGUACAAUGGUGCAUUAUUCGACAAUCACUUCACUUGUAGUACUCCUAGUAUUCUGAUUGAUUGCUUGUGACAUUCUAAUCUGUGUGAAUACACGUAAAAUUACCGGCUAAGUUUGUCCUCUUCCUGCUGGUAUUUAACUGCAGAUGUACAGUAGUACGAUAGAAAAGGCAGUUGCGAAGAAAAAGAGCAUCAAUUUGAUGUUUGAUGAGA
Molecule: messenger RNA, 1108 nt
Organism: Sorghum bicolor (sorghum)
Lineage: Eukaryota; Viridiplantae; Streptophyta; Magnoliopsida; Poales; Poaceae
Product: RING-H2 finger protein ATL80
Exons: 1
Coding region: 156-809 (217 amino acids)
Source: RefSeq, a predicted model, not a curated record